CUGCUUGCCCCUGCCCUGUCUCCAGGUGAAGCUCUACCAUCGAGCCAUGUCCUGCUGCAACCCGUGCGUGCCCUGCCAGCCCUGCGGCCCGACCCCGCUGGCCAACAGCUGCAAUGAGCCCUGUGUCAGGCAGUGCCAGAGCUCCACCAUCGCCAUCCAGCCCUCCGCCGUGGUGGUGACCCUGCCCGGCCCCAUCCUCAGCUCCUUCCCACAGAACACCGUUGUGGGCUCCUCCACCUCCGCUGCCGUUGGCAGCAUCCUCAGCUCCGAGGGAGUGCCCAUCAACUCCGGGGGCUUUGACCUCUCCUGCAUCACCAACCGUUACUGCCGCAGACCCUGCUAA
Molecule: messenger RNA, 343 nt
Organism: Strigops habroptila (Kakapo)
Lineage: Eukaryota; Metazoa; Chordata; Aves; Psittaciformes; Psittacidae
Product: feather keratin Cos1-2-like
Exons: 1
Coding region: 47-343 (98 amino acids)
Cellular component (GO): intermediate filament
Molecular function (GO): structural constituent of cytoskeleton
Source: RefSeq, a predicted model, not a curated record